This is a messenger RNA of Darwinula stevensoni, 1921 nucleotides long. NCBI's taxonomy places the organism in Eukaryota, Metazoa, Arthropoda, Ostracoda, Podocopida, Darwinulidae. The record is from the annotation of a GenBank genome assembly.
GAGAGGAAUCAGUCUGACUUGAGGCUCGUCAUGCGGACUUCCGUCAGCCACUGCUCCUGUCUUCGAUUCGGCUGGAAAUCUUUCUCGAAGUCCGGGGAACAUCUUCCGCUGACGAAAUGAAGUGAUAUUCCCUCCGUGACGUCUCCAUCCAGAGCCAGCAAGAAUAUGAUCACUCCGAAUGUGAACGUCUCUCUUCGAAUCCAGCGAGAAUGCUGUCUCGACUGAUGAAACGAGAGCCUCUCCGAACUCAGUGAACACCUUUCCCCAAAGAAAGUGAAACAGCAGUGAAAGUGCAGGCAACAUGAGCCUUCUUUACAUGAAGAGCUUCCGCGAGGAAGGCGCGAAGAAGAGAUCCGGCGGGAUCAUGGGCACUUCGUCGCACAAGAAGAAUGCGUCGUCGGGCUUCUUCUCGGCGAUAGCGUCGUCGUCGUCGUCGUCGUCGCACGGACCGUCGCGGUUUCCGCAUCAGUUCACACGCUGUGAUUCUCCGCCGGGCUUCCUCGACGAGGAUUGUCCCCAUCACAACGUGAAUCGAAACAUCCGGACUCAUCUCUUCUUUCCCAUGACGUCGCAUCAUGCGGAUCAUCAGCCGACACCAUCGGCCGACGCGAAUCGGAAGCACAAGACCAGGAGGACUGCAGGGGUCCUCAAAUUGAAUCGAAGUACUUCAGAGUGCCACGAGUACUUGAUCGACAACUCCCCGAGUGCCUCGAAUCGAAAGGAGUGCUUCAAGGGCAGCAAAAGUGUGAGUUUUCGCAAUUCCCGUCAGCUGAAAUACCGGACGUUGAGGUGUGGUUACCCCGAAUCCGACGUGGAAGAGGACGACGAAGGAUGGAAAUCCCCAGAUGGCAUCAGGUGGGUGAAGACCCUCAACAGCAACAGCACCAACAACAACAACAGCAACGGCGAGAGGGGUGACGAAGACGAGGAAGAACCGUCCAGCCUCCACGACAAAGACUGUUUCAUAUUCCCCAUCAACCAGUUGGCCCGGUUCCUUCCUUUCGGCGUUCCGGUGCCGAGGGAAGGUGGUUCGGGAUCGAUGCACGGAGGAGGAAGUUUUAACAUGAUGAAGAUGGAAGAUCCGGGGAUCUCCCUGGUCGUGAAUGCCUUGCCAGGGAGUGUGAUCCCCGAGAAUUCCUCCGUCUCUUCGGGACAUUCCGAGGCGUCAAAUUCCAAUCCGAACUCCAUAUCGCUCUUGAUGCAAGGAGCCAGCCGGCUGGUGGACAAGGUCCAAGAGGAGGGCCUUGCCCAAGACGGAGUCCUGCUCAUGAGCAUGGAACGAUCAGCCAUGUACCCGUUCGUGAGUUACUACUCGGUGGACCGGAGACGGCAUGACCCGGAGGAGGUGAGCAACCAAGUGCUGGACGAUGCUCUCCGGGAAUUCGAUAGUUUGGACCCCCGGCACCACGUGGUCGACCACUUCGACGAGGUGGCCAUCAUCUGCAAACCCCCCGUCACGCUUCAGGCGACGACAGACAAGCCGGGAAAGCGGAGCUCUGGGUUCAUCGUCUCCAUCUUCAGGGUUCUCCCCGGCAGCGACGGAGAGAAGUUCGAGCGACACUGGCUCGAUUGGACCGGAGCUCGAUUGCUGUACCUGUCCCUGCCGGAAUGCGUGGGUCUCCGGAAGAUGUCUCUACUGAAGUCGUCGGGGAACAGAGGCCACGUCUUCUACCUCCUUCUGGUGGAAUGUUCCAGGCUCAUCGAAAACGUGGUCUACGGUGCCCAGCUGCUCCCCAGCCUCCGGGCGAGACUCUGCGGGUACACCGGCAUCUAUCGUGUCGUCAAGAGCUUCUCCAACGUGGAACCACCCGAGGUCUCAUAGAAGACCUCCAAGGGCCUUCUCAUUCUAGAACGGCCUGAAUCCUGUGAUUUUUCCCGUGGAUGAUGCGAUUGCAAUCGCGCUGGAUCUGCAUUUGGUAGC